AUGGGAAGUAGUAGCAAAAACGGCACCCUGUUCUCAUCAGGGUCGUCAUCACCGUUAAGCACGUCUACGCCGCCGCCGCUGCCUUCGUCGGUCCAGCGACAAUCGUCCACAUUCUCGUCGCCGUCUUCACCGAGUGCUUUCCACGCAGGCAUUUCCAACCCGUGUGUCGCUACUGCGGGAAUCGGUCCCAUUACUACUACUACUACUGCUCCUAUAAAUAGUGGUACUACUGGUGAAUCCGCUCAGCACAGUCCUGUCAGUACAACAGCAUCUACGUCUGAAACGGGUACUCCCUCGUCGUCUACAUCCACAAAGCUACGCAGCGUACCCAUUCCACAACCGCUUUUAUUAAAGCGACGAACCAGUCGAUCGUCAAUGUCAUCCUCGUGCGACGAUUUGCUCAGCAACGACCAUAAUAGUAGUAGCAAUAAACUCAACAGCCCUUACAACAAACAGUUACCACCUCCAACUUCGAUACCAGCAGCAGGAGAACAAGUGCAACACCAACACCAUUACCGCAGUGGUGGUGAAUCGGAAUAUGGUAGUAGUCCCGGUAGCGAAAUUGUAGAUUCCCAGCAGCAGCAGACCGUGCACUUGGGUGCAUCUUCUCAGGCCAACCCGCGAUCGCCUCAUCAAUCGUCGUCUUCCAGUUCACCAAGAUAUGCGAGCCCGCCUGCUGGCAGUGGUGGAAAGUACAUGGUCAAGUCCAAAAGAGCGAGUUGGAUCGAUGGCUCGGCUUCUUCUCAAACACAGCAGCAACAACAGCAACAAUCGACAACACCAUCGUCGUCAGUGCCACCCGUUCCCCCAUUACCGCAGCAGUAUUUGCCCGACACCAGUAUACCAUCCACACCUUCAACACCUAUUGGCAGUACGAGCGCAGACAAUAACCGAUUAGCAAAAAGCCGUAAAAGUUCCAUGGCUGAAGGCAUGAAUUAUAACAACAGUAGCAACAUCAAUUAUGCUUCUUCAUCGUCCUCACCGACUGGCUCGCCUAAAGGAAUUGUCGCGAAGCGACUCAAGGAGCAACAGCCGCCACCGCCAUUAGCAGCACCAGCACCGGCAUCUGGUGGAUACGUGUCAUCCUCUUCUUCUACUACUGGUGAGCCAAUGCUUAAAUCCGGAUCCAUCAGCAAGUUGCGGGAAAAUCGUCUCUCUGAACAUCAACAACAGCCGAUCAAACGAUCGUCGUAUGUGGACGAUCUGGAUGAUGUAGCAUCUACUACAUCUACUGAUACCCAAAGCAUUUCAUCCUUCCAAUGGUAUGGGCUAAAGCGUCAAAGCAGUAAUCACCCUGGUGGUCAAGGAGUCGCAGGUCAAGGACAACCCUACCAUGAACGGAGAGCCUCAUCUAUUUCUUCUAUUAUCACUGAUUCAAGUGCCAUGACAGACGAAUUUUAUUCGCCUUCUUCGUCGCCGCGGUUGUUUCACUCUCCUCGCGGCGGGAGUCCUUUGCAGUUUCCAACAAUGACUGGUACCACCAACUUAUCGGAUCGAGGAAAAGCAAGCAAUGCAUCGAGACACGAACCUAGUGCGACAACCCCGUCCAUGACCGCCGCUCACGGUUUUCCUCCUACCACAUCUGUCAGUGCUACGCCACAUGGCUCGACGCAGCAACAACAACGUGCGCAUCGUAGAUCAUCCAUGAGCAUGCUAAAAAACAUAACUAAUACUGAGCUAGCAGGUAUUGUGAGCGGUACACUGCCCAAUCCUGUCGUGGAUGCACCACCAGCACUUCCACUACCAUCAUCUUGCGCGCCACCUCCUUCGUCUGCAUCCUCCUCGUCCCAUUCAAGUACGAGCAACGCAGCAAACCGAAGCACCAACAACAACAACAACAUUAAUUUAUCAUCACCCGAAUCUAGCAGUAAAAACAACAACAAUGCUCCUGGGAGUAUACCAGCAUAUCAACAUUCACUGCAUACUUUAUUACGUCGUCAAUUGUCGAGCAAACGAAAAUCGAAUCGACGUUCACUACCCAAUACGACUAUUGAGACGCCACCUACGACUACGACGACACCCAGCUCUAAUGCAACUCGAUCUGGAUCACUUACAGCUGCGUCUGCGAGUGAGGCUGAUAAGGAUGUCGUCGAAAUAGAUUUGGAUAGUAGCAGCAACAGUGACACGCAAUCCAUAAUAGCUGGUCGUUCGUCGGAUGCAGGAGGAGAGGGACAACAUCAUCAUCAACACGGCUCGUCUUACAUGGAGGAAUUGCAAACACAUGUAUACCCAGCAUUACUGCUUAACGCUACCCACGACGAAAUGACGAGUGGGCUGUCAAUGAUGCCGCAUUAUUAUGAUGAUCAUCAUCACCAUAAUCCUUUGGUACCAAGUGGGAAUACAUCCGCACCGGAGCUGACACGAUGGGAGCAGGAUAUCAACAGUGAUUAUUUCAUUCGUGAUCAUGUUCCCAAAACAUCCUGUGGUGAAACUUCAUCGUUGUUCUCAGUGCCUCGACAUUCGGACGACAGCUAUGCGCAAAACUUGUACAUGUCUCGAUCAGCUAAACUUCGACGAUGGUGUUCGCUUCGUAUGGGUCGUAACCACGAUGACGAAUAUGACCACAGCGAGGAGGAAGACCACAACGGUGGUCAUGAUCAUCAAAGCAGAGCAGGAAAGGCAGCAGCCCGAAUAUUUCGACGACGAGAAGGUAACCAGCCAAUGCCGACUAUCAUGGUUACAAGCGGUGAGGAAGCAGCGGAGCAAGGUGACAAGCAUAAUGUUGUCAACGAUGUUCCGUGGGUCGAUUGGCUGGACGAGUACAAGGUUCUCAAGUCGCAAGAAAUCGAACGGCGACGGUCCAUAUGUUCUGUAUCGUCAAUGCCUUCCUCACAGCCUGAAACAGCGACUACAACCGCAGAAACACGACUAUCCUCUUCGAUCAACCAUAGGCUGUCUAUGUGGUGGGGCACGGUCAAGUCGAAUGCCGAGUGGUACGCAUCCCCAAGCCGACUGCUUACUCACUUGCGAAGACAUAGCGACAAACCAGUAAGCCACGACGAUAAUUUGAGAAGUUACUUCCAUCACCAUCAUCAUCCGCACCAUGUGUUGGGUGGACCAACGCUGGAUGUAUUACCGUCUGAUCAUGAAUCUGGACAUCCUGGAGAUACCCUAGAAAACCAAACAGCAACACGUCCGGCUGUAAAACCCAAGCUGCGCCGGUGCCAGACUUCGCCGGAUGAAGCGGACAUCACACGAUCCAUAAGCGAUUAUACAGCCGACGCUAUUUCAGAAGCGGAUGAAUCGCAACAUAACCGUCGAGCGUCGCAGCAAUUAAGCCAAAUGGUUGGCAGCGACAAUACCAACAGUAGUACACCGCCUAGAAGAUUAUCAUCGCAACAGCAACAGCAACAGCUCCCACAGCAUGUAACAGUGCCUUCCGCAGCGACGACUCCAACAACCCAUGUGGGAUACCGAUUUCAUAACCCAAUUGAUCAUCGCCUUGGUCUUUUCGGUCGACUCGGCAGAAUUUUUGGGACCGGCAAUGAUGGUGAAGACAAAUCGUCUUCGAUUCGAGUGCAAAAUACCAUUCGAUCCCGGCUGCAGUAUGCCAAAGACGCGUGUGAUUCCGAGAUGCGUCGUAUCAUUGACGGGCUGAACGAAUAUGUCGAACGUGGUUUACAAUAUGUGGAAGAUAUGGAUGAAAUGCUGGAGCGUGGUGUGCAACCAAUGAGCAGCAGUAGCAGCAGCGCAAGUGGUGAUAUCGGUGAUGAUCAAUCAGAUCGAAGCGAUAAUGACACAGAAACAGGUCAUCCAUCGCGUAUAUCUGCAGUACAACAACAACAGCAGCAACGGAAACGUAAUAUCACCACUGAACUGCAGGAUAUUGAAGAACAAGAAGAGGAACAACAUCCCCAUGACGAUCAGUAUGACUACCGCCGCCAUCGCCAUCGCCAGCGGCAUCAGCAUAAUGAUUCUGGCGAAGAUAUUGAAGGGGGAGGAAACUUUUACCACAGUAAUGCUGGUACAGCGACUACCAGUGGUGAUGUUACUCCUAGUGGCAGUGGCACCGUAAUGAUUCCACCACCAACAACAACAACGCCUCCAGCUAACAUGAACAACAUGAUCACGCUGAUAACAGAAGACUCGUAUCAAGCCACACCAUUUAUCUUGACACUUCAAGACUUGAUUACAUUGGCGCAAAGCGUGAUGGAUACCCCACUCGAUGUGUUUCUGGACUACAAAGGCGUUUGCGCAGAUCUUGUAUCCAAUAUUCAAGCCAUUGGCGUCCAAUGGGACGAACAUCCAGAAUGGCCAUGCCGUGAAUGGUAUGUCCGACUUUUGCUUGGUGUUGCAGCAUUUAAUCGUGUUUUGGAUUGGUGGGAGGCCGAACGCGGCUUCUGGGCUUGGUCGUCGUCAUCAACAACGCCUCCUACUACUGCUGCGUUGCAACAACAUCAUCAACAACAACAACAGUUAUCCACCAUUACAGCAAGCAUGUCAGCUGCUGCUGCUGCUGCAGCAGCAGCAAGUGAUACGGAUGGUGGUGCAACAACUGAUCUAGAAUCAAUCAGUGGUUUAUCGACCAAAGAUGGCGAACUCAGUAGCGAUACGGGUGCUGGUAGCAGCAGCGGUUUCGAAUUACCCUCUCGUCAGCGAUUACCGACGAGCAGUAGUGAUGGCACAGGUCGUGGAUCGGAUAUUGUGGGAUCAGCUGUACCGAGUCGGUUAUUGCCUCAACACAAUAAUGAUGAUCUAUCCUCUGUAUCCACUCAAGAAGAUCAACAAGAUCAGCAACUAGAUCAGCAGCAGCUGGAUUUGCAAGAGGCAGCAGAACGCAAUCAAAAUAGUACAAUCAUCAUGGAGUUGAGCUUGGGUACAAUCGCUAUCCAAUAUGUCAGUCCAGUUUGGCUCGAUUAUGUCAGGAGCGAAGAUGCUCAAUCCAUCAUGGGCACCAGUAUAUCACGUUUCCUAUCAAGCGAAGACCAACGUGUGUUUACCGAAGCGACCGAAGAGCUGCUUACAGAUGAUUCUCGGACAGUCGAGGUACGAUUCCAUAUGCUGAUUGACCAUGAUGAAGAAUACGACGCUACGACGGAAAUGGAAGGCAAGGGUAUGUUGAUGUAUAAUCGAGUAACGGGAGAGCCAAGUCAUACCAUGUGGGUCAUCAAGCCGGUCAGUUCACGCCGAUGGUCCAUUAUUCAGCACUCGACUUCAACCUCAAGUCGACAGGAGGAAGAGCAACAACAACGCCAGCAGCAGCAGCAGCGAACUGGCGGUGCUGGCGAAGUUGAAGAGACUAAAGCAAUGAUGCGCAAUCGAUCUUUGUCUGAACCAACCCUGGAUUCGCCAGGCUUGGUGGCAACCACUGUCCAGGAUGAUAACGAAGAUCAACAGCAAAAACAGCAAGAGCUUCAGUUCCCAGAACAACAACGUGAAGGAGAGGGCGAAAUCAAGGAUCAACCAGAGCAAGAAAUAUCAAAAGAAAUGCUCAUGGCAAUACCGCCCGUCCUCUGCCAUGUCUGUGAACGCUGGGUCGUUGCAGCAUUCUUUGAACAGCAUUCUGAACUCUGUAUCGAAAUCCAUCGGACUGAAUUGGAUGUCAAUAUUUGCAACGACAGUUUACGUGAUUUGAGACACCACAUCGUCGAGAUUUCAGAAGAUACCAAGGCUGAAAUCAAUGAACUCUCCACGGAAACAGCGGGAAGAGAAGAAGGACAAGAUGCUUCUUUGCCCUCGUCCUUAUCACCGCCUUCUUCCACCUCUGCUACUGAACAAAAAGGACAAGAUAUAAAGGAUGAUGAUAAUGGAGACGACGACUGCGACAAGGACUCAAUCUAUGGUGCUGAUGCGCUUCCUGUCGAACAAAAUGUACCCUCAGCGAUCGAAUUAAAACAAACUGACCUCGAAGUGUAUAAGGAUCUUCUUGAUAUUGUCGAUGUUGCACUCAGUAUUUCAAUGCCUGGUCGUGGUGAAGACGAUUAUGAAGACGGACAAGGCGAAAGCGAGAAAAACAAUAGAAAUAUUGAUGAAAAGCAGGAUGAUGACGAUGAUGAUGGCAAAGAUGAUAGAGCUCGUUCGUUACAGUCACCUCGUUCAAAGACAAAGAUGGUGCAUAUCUUGUAUUGGCGACCUCCUACAGCAGAUGAUCCUAAUACAAUCAAUCUGAUCCGUGAAGUCGAAGGUAUGAUCCGGAAAAAGGUGGAUGUGGUAAACCGCAUGCGAGAUCAUUUGGAAUACAAUGAACGAACAAGGACCGACUUCCAAAAGACAAUGCAACAAGAAGACGGAUGGACAGAGUUUGUGCCUGAACAACCACCGAAGCCACCACCAAAAAAAGAAGAGCCUCAACAGCAACAGCAACAACAUCCAAAAAAGGGACUCUUGAGCAGACUCAAGCGAGGUGUUGGCCGGCUAUCACGCAAGCAUCGACGCAGCAGUAAAAGCGCAGGAGGAUCUUCCAUAUCAGGGGCAAGUGGUAGCAGCAGUAGCGGCGGUCAUUGUCGCAAACCAACACCGCCACCCAAAGCACCUAUCCUCGAGGUCGAAGUGAUUGAUACACCCAUGGCAUCACCUGGGUUACGGCCGCAGAAAUCCGCCAAGGACUUGUCUACAGGCAAAUCCCCGUUAGAACCAUUACAAGCCUUCAUUCCUCCGCGGCUUACACCUCCUAGUAUCAAGGAUUUUGACAUCAUCAAGCCAAUUAGUAAAGGUGCCUUCGGCUCUGUGUUUUUAGCAAAGAAACGGUCCACUGGUGACUACUAUGCCAUCAAGUUUCUGAAAAAGUCAGACAUGAUUGCCAAAAACCAGGUGACCAAUGUCAAGGCCGAACGUAUGAUUUUGAUGACCCAGACCGAUAGUCCAUUUGUCACCAAGUUGUACUAUACGUUCCAGUCUAAGGAUUAUCUUUACUUGGUUCUCGAAUAUCUCAACGGUGGCGAUUGUUCGGCGUUGGUCAAAGUCCUGGGCAGCCUGCCUGAAGAUUGGGCACGGAAUUAUCUAGCAGAAGUGGCGCUUGGUCUGGCAUAUCUGCAUAGCAAAAAUGUCAUUCACAGAGAUGUCAAACCAGACAACUUAUUGAUCGAUCAAAACGGACACUUGAAGCUGACAGAUUUUGGGUUGUCGCGUAUUGGCUUUCUGAAUCGCCGUGUACGAGACGAACUAAGCACGGCAACGCCCUAUGACGAUAAUGCGUCUGGUCAUGCUCUCCCGUCUUCGCCUGCACCAUCACCUGAAGAAGCACCAUCGGAUAUGUUAACAACGCCAUCAAACAGUGCAUAUCGCCAUUCGUACUUUAGUUUGCUUUUCGAUGAAGGACGUCGCAGCUCUCGAUCCAGCUCUGUGUCUGCAGGUACAGAUGUGAGCAAACAUAAUCAACCACAACUACAACAGCCGCAACCAGAACAGCUACAUCAGAAUCCACGGGCACCAUCGGAUACGAGCAGCAGCAGCAAUACGCCACCGCCCCGUGCGGCAGACAAUCAUACCCCUGUUUUGAGCACGCCUGGGUACAUGCAAUGUGACCGCAGUGAUACCCCACGCAAAGCAGUAGGCACGCCGGAUUAUCUAGCACCAGAGAGUAUCUUAGGUACCAGCCAGGAUUCCAUGUGGGCAUUGGGUGUGAUCUGCUACGAGUUUCUAUAUGGUAUCCCUCCCUUUCACGCCGAUACACCUGAUCGAGUCUUUGAAAACAUCUUGUCACGGCGGAUUGAUUGGCACGAAGAUCUUGUGGAUGUGUCUCCUGAAGCUCGGGAUUUCAUGGAGCGGCUCAUGACUUUGGACCCGGAAAAACGACUAGGUGCCAACGGAUCAGACGAGGUCAAGUACCAUCCGUUUUUCAAGUCCAUCAAUUGGGAUUCCCUCCUGACCGAAUCCCCGGCCUUUGUACCACAGCCUGCCGACAUGGAAGAUACAGACUAUUUCGACUUGCGCGGUGCAACUAUGCUUAGAAAGGAGGAAGACCGACUCGGUGUAGACAAAGGAACGGGAGGAUUGCAGAUACCUGAAGAUGACAAGCAACAAGUUGAAAAGGCCAAAGCGAUUAUUCAAGAACAAAAUCCUGAACAUUUGCAUGAAGAUCAACAGCAACAACAACAACAGCUGCUACAACAAAAGGGCUUGCAUCUCAGCGCGGUCAGUUUGACGGAUACGAACAGUGACAAAAAGCAUGAAGAAGAGUUUGGCACAUUUGUUUACAAGAACUUGCCCGUAUUGGAAAAGGCAAAUGAAGAUGCAAUUCGAAAAAUCCGUCAUGACAGUAUCGUUGCCAGUGAUCUGCACAAAUCGUCACCACCGCCUCCUGCGCCACAAACACCUCGCAGAAAAUCAUCAAACACGGUUCUCGGUAUUACGACAGCUAAUGCGGGCGCUACUGCCGCCGGUAAUGUCGCAGGGGCUGGUGAAGAAGAGGAUGUGAACCCGCCACUACCGCCGCCCAUGAUAUUGUCGCAUUCAGCAUCGACCAAAACUGUUCGACGGUCGAUGGAUGUGGUUCAAGGACAACCACAGCGGUUAGCAGAAAAAUCAAGAAUGCGGUCCGCAUCAUCGCCUGGUGAUCGUAGCACUGCUAUUGCUACAGCCGCUGCUAAUAGUGCUACGCACCCAUUGGAUGAACAUCACGAAAGCAGUGGCAGUAUCACAGCUGCUCCCACUACAACAACAUAUCCUCCAAUACCAAGCACAAGCCCACCACAGCAGCAGCAAAGCAAUAAGCCGUUGGAUUGUUUAGUUGCGGAUGAUAAUCCAAUCAGCUGUAAGAUUCUCGAGACUAUCCUCCAGACGCUUCAAUGCCGAUGUGUGAUUGUACGCAAUGGCGCACAAGCGAUUCGAAGCGCCAUGGGUGAUGUACGAUACGAUAUUAUCUUUAUGGAUAUCCGCAUGCCUAUCAUUGAUGGUGAAGCAGCAGCACGAAUGAUCAAAUCGACCAACAACUUGAACCGAACCACGCCUAUUAUAGCAGUUACAGCGUAUGAACGCACAGUCCAACUAGCCGGCGCCUUUGACGAUAUUAUUAGCAAACCAGUCACCAAAAGCACCAUUUAUCAACGUCUACAACAAUUUUGUGGUACGUGUGAACCGCAGCAUCGACCUCCAUUAUUCGCACAUCAUUCAUCCAAUUCAUCGUUGAGCAGUCGAUUUAAAGCCUAA
This is a messenger RNA of Zychaea mexicana, 9087 nucleotides long. RefSeq lists its product as uncharacterized. The transcript is spliced from 7 exons. NCBI's taxonomy places the organism in Eukaryota, Fungi, Mucoromycota, Mucoromycetes, Mucorales, Lichtheimiaceae. Gene Ontology annotation, molecular function: ATP binding; protein serine/threonine kinase activity. Gene Ontology annotation, biological process: peptidyl-serine phosphorylation; phosphorelay signal transduction system. Gene Ontology annotation, cellular component: nucleus; cytoplasm. The record is from RefSeq and is a predicted model, not a curated record. Bases 1 to 9087 code for a protein of 3028 amino acids.